UUGAGAGAGGAUGAAACGCAGAGAGAGCACGGAUACCGGGCGAGGGAGAGUGUAACGCCUGAUAAGACCGAGCGAUGGUCGCUCUCGCGAGAGUGCGUGAUCCAAGCAACGUACCUUUUCCAUUUUGACAGUUCGUCGUAGUAACGAAGAAAAAGAAAAUAGAAGAGGAUAAUAUCGGAGGAAGAUUAUAAUAUCAAAAUAUCAAAAUAAUUUCACGAACGGAUCAACACGAAUCCGCCAUUAUACAUUGAAACAGAAAACGAGAGCUGAAAAGAGACAGAGACAGGAAUAAAUAGACAGAAAGAGUGGGAGGAUCGCGUGUUCGAAAAUUCGGAGAUUAACUCACUGCGAUAUACUACAGAAACGAAAAAUCAGUGGUACUGUGUAUUUUCACUGUGAGUGAAGAGUGAGUGCGUGCGUGUAGGUGGGUAGGUGUGUGUGUGCGUGCGUGCGUGUGUGUAUGUGCAAGAGAGAGAGAGAGAGAGAGAGAUUGGUGUCGCGUGUGUGCGUGCGCGUCUCUCUCUCUACGUACAGGUUUUUUCGUACGAGUUUAUGCUAUUAUACGUGCUACUACGCGAGCCAUCUACAUAUUCUUCUCUUUCGGUGAAAACUUGGAAGCAACCUGUAGUACGAAGCAAGUCGAAAAAAGAGAGAGAGAAAAAAAAAGAAUAGAAGACAAAGGUGGCCGCCUUUGGUGCCGCCUCGAGGACUGGCUCUCUGUGAUAUAGCUCUUUCUCUGUCUUUCUCUCUCUUGUUCCCCUUCUCUUUCUACUUCUCUUUUAUCCUUUUCUCUCUCUCUCUCUCUCUCUCUCUCUCUCUCUCUUUCUCCCUCCUUGUUCUUUUCCUUCUCUUCGUCUUUCCCCCUCCCCAUCCUUCUCAUCGCUAUCCAUCUAGCGCACACACGCGCGUUCGACCCUCGAGGGAAGAAGUGGAAGAGAGAAGAAAUAAAAAAGAGGAAUAAAAAGAAAAGGAAAAAAUAAUAAUAAUAAGAAGAAGAAGCAAAAGAGAAGAAGAGGAAGAAGAAGAAGAAGAAGAAGAAGAAGAAGAAGGAAAAGACGAAGUAGAAGAAUGGAGGCGGUAGCGAAGCACGAUUUUACCGCGACAGCCGAGGAUGAGCUUAGCUUUCGCAGGUCUCAAAUCCUUAAGAUUCUUAAUAUGGAGGAUGAUAUGAAUUGGUUCAGAGCCGAAUUAGAUUCCAGAGAAGGACUCAUUCCAAGUAAUUACAUAGAAAUGAGAAAUCACGAUUGGUAUUAUGGAAGGAUAACCAGAGCAGAUGCUGAAAGGCUAUUAAUGAAUAAGCAUGAAGGUGCCUUUCUGAUUAGAAUCAGUGAAAGCUCUCCUGGUGACUUUUCGCUAUCCGUAAAAUGUUCAGAUGGUGUGCAACACUUUAAAGUAUUAAGAGAUGCUCAGGGCAAGUUCUUUCUUUGGGUCGUAAAAUUUAAUAGUUUGAAUGAAUUGGUAGAAUAUCAUCGUACAGCAUCGGUAUCACGUUCGCAAGAUGUCAAAUUACGUGAUAUGAUUCCUGAAGAGUGUUUAGUGCAAGCAUUGUAUGACUUUGCUCCACAAGAACCUGGCGAAUUGGAGUUCAGGCGAGGAGAUGUAAUUACUGUUACAGACCGUACAGAUCAGCAUUGGUGGCAUGGGGAGAUUGGUAAUAGAAGAGGACUAUUUCCAUCGACCUAUGUUACUCCUUAUCACUCCUAGAUUAUAGAAAAGAACAAAUGAAUAUUUUGUUUUAGGCCUGAUUUAAUAUAUACAGGUCUCAACUAUUGACCGCCUUAUCCCACCAUCAUUAUAUACAGGAUCAGCCUCGCUGCAAAAUUAAUCCAGAACGUUUUGCGAGCACACCGCCUAUUGAGUGGACUACCAGGAUAUACUCUGGUGGUCCAAAUGUCGAGUAUUUGUAAUAAUACGAUCUCGACAUAAAAUACUAUUUAGUAAGGACCUCUGACCGGUCCCAUUGAGAGAAAACAUUUCUUACAUCCUUAGUAAUCCAUACGAGAGUGUGUAGAGUUCCUUGAUGUAUUACACGACAGGGUAGUGUCCAUAUUGUUUUUAUAUAUCGUUGGAUGGACAAGUUUUAAUCUUCUCUGUGGGACUGAAUAUGCUGCUACCAUUUGAAGUUAACAUUGAUAGAUGUCGUAUGUGUAUCGUAUGUCUCUGCGAUCAAAUAGAAUCCAUCGAAUAUUCAUUAAUCACAAACAUUUUGACUUUUUAUUCAAUAUAUAAUAUACCAAGUGCUCUAAGCGUGCAAUCAUUAACUACCAUGUGUUAAUAAAAUCGUAACAUCGACAUAUAUUAUAAAUGAAACUUGAAAUGGUCUUUAGUAUUUCUUGGUAGUCCAUUAAAAUGGUGUUAUACAUCACAGAUAAGCAUUAGUCUUUUUGCAAGCAUGCUCAUUGGCCAUAUUAAAACAAUAAUUAUAUUUCAUGCUAUCUCAGAUAGUAGCUUAGGAGAACUGGGAUUAUAUAAAUCUUGUAUUUUUUAAUACAGAUCCGCUAUUCGAGGAAACGGGGACCUUGGCGAGAAAAGGGCCUAGUUAAAAACAAUUGCAUAAGAAAUCUAAAAAAAAAAAAUUUAUAUACGAACGUGUAUAGCGUUAAAAGAGCGCAUCGCCUUUUGGCAUUGGACAAUUUUUGUUGUCUUUUUUCUAUCGUCAAUAUUUUCGCGAAUGAUUAAGAGAGAAAACAUUCUUUUCUUACGCUUUUAUUAUACGUUCGAUAAUACGAAUAUUUCAGAUAUAUUAUCUGUAUUAUAUACACAGACACACAAAUUCGAAUAAGCUAAAUAUAAGCUUCUUCGGUCUUUCUUCGUAAUGAAAUCUUAAAAGAAUUGGUGGAAUCUGUUUAAAAGGUAUUAAUACUGUUUUUCUCUCAUCAUCUAUAUACAUAAGCAGUUAAAACGCUUAAAGAGAUUUAUUUUGUAAUUAAACGAAUCUUGUGGUAUGCGUAGUGUUUGAAAAAUAAAAAAAUAGAAAAAAUCUUUUGUUUUAUUUUAGAGAUUUUACUACUAGUGAGGAGAGACAACCAUAUAUACAGCGAUAAAGCGUAUAUACAUAUUGUAUAUACAUUACACAUGCAUACACGUAUUGAAAAUAAUCGUACGAGAUUAAAAUACAAUUAUUGUGACUGAUUUAUUUUUGACAACUCUGUAACAAAUAUUGCAUAAAUGCAGAAAUAGAUAAAUACGAAUAUUUCAUACGAAAAAAAAUAAAAAACACACUAUUGCUAUUUAAAAAAGGAAGACAAAAAAGAAUGAAAAAAAAUAUUGCUAUGCACUUUAUUCAUCUAGUAAAUUUGUUAUCCAUUUACUCAUAUGUUGAAAGAAAAAAAAAAAAAAAAGAGAUGCCAAGAAGCGAUACGAUAUCGAAGUCUGCCAUGUGUUAAUUUUAAUCUGCACACAAUAUUUAAAUAUGAAGUUUGUAAUUUUAAAAAUGAUACAAGGGGAGUCUAUGUACAUUUCUCAAGAAAAAAAGAACGAAAAAGAAAACAAAAAAUAUUCUGUUUACUGAUUUCAGCAAUUCUUGCUUUUUUUCUGUGUAAACAAUGAAAAUGUUUAGUCUUAUUGUGUAAUUAUUAUUAUUAUUAUUAUUAUUAUUAUAUUAUUAUUAUUAAUUAAUUAUUAUUGCGUUAUGUUACAUUUUAUUAUUAACAAUAUAUUGCAUUAAUCAUA
Molecule: messenger RNA, 3672 nt
Organism: Vespula vulgaris
Lineage: Eukaryota; Metazoa; Arthropoda; Insecta; Hymenoptera; Vespidae
Gene: drk
Product: growth factor receptor-bound protein 2
Exons: 8
Coding region: 1069-1704 (211 amino acids)
Molecular function (GO): protein binding
Source: RefSeq, a predicted model, not a curated record